UCUUUUAUUUACAACGAUCAACGCCGAAGUCAAUCUUGCGAGACCUUCAGACGCAGCAGGUCCCAACUAGUCUCAAAUACUUUACAUGCUCGUAUUAUAUGCAAUUCAACUGAACCAUUGCUGAAAUGUAUUUUCUCAUGGAGAGGCUCAAAUCGAAAGGAAGAAUGAGAGAGUUCCUCGCAGUAAUUGUCCUCCUCCAAAUCUUUCCAGUUUCUCUUGCAGUCCAAGAGCAAGAGUGUAAUUUGGAUACUCAUUUUAAAUGUGCCAAGAAUCAUGUCUGCAUUCCUAAAAGUUUUCAUUGUGAUCAUGAUUUUGACUGUGGUGUCGGUGAUAAUUCAGAUGAAGAAAGUUGUGAUCACCUUUUCGAUCAUGAAGACUGUCAUGGUAUGCAUAUGUGCAAUAUUUCUAAAAACUGUAUUUCUCUUGCAUCAUUGUGUAAUGGAGAGUUUGAUUGUGGAGAUCAUGAUCACUCAGAUGAAGAAAAUUGUCAUCACAAUUUGUCACAUCCUGUUACGUGCAAACCAGAUGAACUUCCAUGUGCAGACAAAGUAAAUUGUAUUCCUGCUAAACACUUUUGUGACGAAGUAAUGGAUUGUCUAGAUUUUAGUGAUGAAAAUAAUUGUAGUGGGAAAUGUUCAGAGUUCCAAUGUAAAUCUGGUGAAUGUAUUGAAUUCGAUUUGAAAUGUGAUGGGACUGUUGACUGUAUGGAUGAAAGUGAUGAAGAUUAUUGCCCACCAUGGAGCAGACAUGUUUCCAAUUGUUUGCUUGAACACCACUUGUUUCUUUGUAAAGAUAAAUCAAGAUGUUUACCACAAAGUAAAGUGUGUGAUUCCAAAUUUGAUUGUCUUGAUGGUUCCGAUGAAAAACAACUUUGUUCUAAUGAUUCAUGUCACAAUUAUAACUGUUCUCACGAUGUAUUUAACACCCCACUUGGCUGUAAAUGUGUGUGUCCCAUAGGAAUGAAAUACAGUGGUGACAAAUGCAUAGAUAUUGACGAAUGUGAAAAUUAUGCACAGUGCGACCAAAUAUGCCAUAAUACAGAAGGCUCAUUUCAGUGCCUCUGCCAUGAAGGAUAUUCAAAUAAACAUGGUGAUAUAUGCAUUGCAGAAGAUGAUACUCAUCCUUUAAUGGUCUAUUCAAAUGAGAAUUCAAUUCAGGCCUAUUAUCUUAGAAAUGAGCAUUUUUCUGAAAUGGUAGAAUUUGAUGGGAAAAGUGCAGCUGUUGCGUAUGAUGGACAUUCUUUGUACUGGAGUUCUAUGAAAAGUAAUGGCCAUUCAUCUAUAAUACGUUCGAACGAAUUUGGCCUUGAAAAAGAAGUUGUGGUAACAUCAGGAUUGUUAAUGAUCGAAGAUUUAUCUGUUGAUUGGAUUACUAGAAAUAUAUAUUUCUCCGAUUCUGGUAAAAAACAUAUUGGUGUUUGUUCUAACGACGGUAUCAAUUGUUUACCUAUAAUUAGCAACGUAACCAACGUUUUUUCUUUGGUGUUGCAUUCUAAUAAAGGGAUGUUAUUUUUUUCAUCUUUGGAUGUACAUUUACCAUGUAUCGUAAAGGCAGGAAUGGAUGGAAAUAAUAAAGAAAAUAUUGUAGCAAAAGACAUCUGGCCAAAUGCCCUUGCUUUGGACAUUCCAAACAAUAGGUUGUAUUGGUCUGACGCUAAAUUAACUGCCAUUGAAAGCAUAAACCUUGAUGGAUCCAACAGAAUUAGACUAUCUUUAUCUAAAACUAUUGGUUCGAUAUUUUCUUUGGACGUCUUUGAAAAUAGACUUUACUGGACUGAUGUAAAAACAAAUGAGUUGAUAUCAUGCAAUAAAUUUAAUGGAAGAGGUUAUAGAAUAAUUAAGAGGACACAUGAGAAAAUGUUUGGUAUACACAUUUACCAUCCGGUGUUGUUCAAACAAAUAAAAAACCCGUGUAAAUAUGCUUCCUGCAGCCAUUUGUGUCUUCUUUCACUUCAUAAUUCAAGUGAUAUAACAUACACUUGUGCUUGCCCUACGGAUAUGUUUUUAACAGAAAACAAGCAUACAUGCAAAUCUUUUAACAAAAAGGAACAACUAAUUGUUGCAUCUAAUGCUGCUAUAAACAUAAUAAAUUACCAUUCAUUUGGUAGAAUUGAAUUCGAUCAUAUCACUCAUACUGUGGUUACAUCUCUUGGUGCCGUUUCCUAUGAUUCUCAUUCAGGUGACAUCAUUCUUAGUGAUUUAAAUGAAGGAUCAAUUAUUGCAUUCAACCCUAUCACAAUGCAAGUUAAACAGCUUCAUCACUCCAAAAAUGCCAAGAUUGUCAGCAUUGAUUAUGACCCGCUCGGAAAUAAUUUGUAUUGGGUGGAUGCGUUUACAAAAUCAAUUCAACUGCUCAAUAUGCAAACACUCCUUAAUGUUAAAUUGAUUCAGGAUUUAGGGAAUGACGUUCUGCUAGAUUUAGUUUUGGAUUUGAAUGACAGAUAUUUAUUUGUUGCUCUUAUGUAUGGUAAUCACAUUCACAUAGACAGAUUUUCUAUGGAUGGAGACAAAAAAACGAGAAUACAUUUAGCUGAAAAGAAUUUUGUUGGACCACGAAUAGCAUUAGCUUUCGAUCAUCAGCUAGAUAAACUACUCUGGUCAGAUUAUGGAAAUGGUGCUAUAUACUCAAUUGACAAAACUGGUUCUAAUAGAGAAAAACUCAUAGCACCCGAGACAGCAUUGAGUGAUAUUGCUGUAAUGGAGGACACCUUGUUUUGGGUUAAUGUUAAGUCAAAUAAGUUACAUUGGGCGAACCAUCAUGAUGAUUUAUUAGGCAGUGACAUAUCUCUUAGAUCAAUGAAUAAUAAUACCGAGUUGAAAAUAGCUAAAAUUAGUAUGCCACAUACAAGUUUAAAUAACGAAUGUCAUUCUGUUGAUGCGCAAUGCAGCCAUAUUUGCAUUCCUCUGAUAAAUAGAAAGCAAUGUGUUUGCCCAGAUGAAUUGGAUUUGGAUGAGAACGGUUUGCAUUGUAUAAAACCUAAACUGUGUGGAGACAAUGAAUUUAAGUGUUCAAAUGGAAAAUGUUUACCAAUGGAAGUAAAAUGCAAUAGAAAAAAUGAUUGUCCUGAGGGAGAAGAUGAACAACAUUGUGAAAACCAUACUGUUACGUGUUUGAUGAAUACGUUUCAUUGUUUGAACGGAAAGCAGUGCAUUGAUAUUCAUAAACAUUGUGACGAUACACCUGAUUGUAGCGAUGGUUCAGAUGAAUUUGACUGCAGGCCCACAGGUUGUCAACAAGGUGAAUUCCAGUGUUCAUCAGGGGGGUGUAUACAUGCUGCUUUACAGUGUGAUGGUGUCAUAGACUGCAGUGAUGAAAGUGAUGAAAGCAAUUGCCGAGAUUUUAGUUGUACCAAUGCAAAUGAAUUUAAAUGUGGAAAUGGCGCUUGUAUUCCCAAAUCAUGGGAAUGUGAUGGAGAAGUCAACUGUGUAGACCACAGCGAUGAGCAUCAGAAUUGCGCCAAACAUUUGGAGUGCUCACAUGACCACUUCAAAUGUGACAACGGUCACUGUGUGCAUAAUGAUCUGAAAUGCAAUGGAGAAGAUGACUGUGAUGAUAUGUCUGAUGAAAGGACGUGUUCUACACAUGUCAUUAAUGUAAAACAUGAAAAAAAAUGCACCGAUGCUGAAUUUGCUUGUGAAUCAGACCUUUCAGUUUGUCUUCCACAAACGGCAAAGUGCAAUGGAACUGCUGAAUGCCCAAGAGGUGAAGAUGAGAAUUCCUGUGGUGAUUGCAUAGAUAAAUUUAAGUGUCAAAGAAGUAAUAAUUGCAUUCCAAAAGACUGGGUGUGUGAUGGCGUAAAUGACUGCGCUGAUUAUUCUGAUGAAAUGAAUUGUCAAGAAACCCAUGUUAAAAUUACCUCAAAGAAGUGUGAUCAUUUUCAAUGUUCCACAACUAGUGAAUGCCUUGCUUGGGAUCAAGUUUGCGAUAAUGUUACCGAUUGUGCGGAUAAAUCUGAUGAAGGACCCUCUUGUGAUACGAGUUGUAUUAACUCCAGAUGCAGCCAUAAAUGUCAGAAAAUGCCAAAUGGCCACAAAUGUUUUUGUCCUUCUGGAUUCAGACUAGAUGGAAAUGGCAUUAAUUGUGUGGACAUCAAUGAAUGCGUUUCGUUAAACGCUUGUUCUCAGUACUGCAACAACACAGUUGGUUCAUUUAAAUGUUACUGUGAAUCAUCACAGUACAAAUUAAGAAGCGACAAAAUAAGCUGCAAAGCACUUGGCCCAGAAAUGGCAUUUGCAUUUACAUCAAAUAAAGAGAUCCGUUGUCGCACCUCUAAUAAUAUUGAUUUAGUAAAAUUGGAUUUUGAAAUAAAGGACAUUACUGGAUUUGAUUUAGAUAUGAGAUCACGUGUGGCAUAUUUAUCUUCUGAAUAUAGCAAUACUUUAAUAAAAGUGAACCUUGAGAACAGAAAGAUGUAUCAAGUGAAAAACGUACUCAAACCAACAAAAGUUUCUUAUGAUUGGUCAACAGGAAAUGUGUAUUUUGUGAAUAAUAAAAAUUCGAUUCAUGCAUGCAAUUUUGCAAAGGAAACUUGCGCAAAGAUAUACUCUGCCAAAUCAGAUGUGACAAUUGAUGCGCUUAGAAUUGAUUCAAAAGACAGGUCAAUAUUUUGGAGUGAAUCUCACUCAUUGAUGGUAUUAGAUGCUAAGAGUGCACUUAAAAAAUCAGAUCUUGCUGGUAAGGAUGUAAAAGUACUAACUGACCAAGGGAUCAAGAAAGUUGGAGAUAUCGUCUUAGAUAGUAUCAAUCAUGUCAUGUACUGGACCGAUUCCAUCGGGAAGAAAGUCGAAAAGAUGUCCUUUGAAGGGAAAAACCGGCGAAUCAUCUUUGAUAAUAUUGAGGCUGAACCUUUGCAUUUGAAUGUUUUCGAAGAUCACAUUUUUUGGUUAAAUGGAAAAUGUUCAGAGAUGCAUAAAAGAAUGCCAUCACCAAUCCACCAAGAAUAUACCUAUAUAACAAAAUGUGGUUUGUUUGGCCGAGUUUACCGAGAAUGCGAAACUAUUAAAUUAUUGCCGUCUAACAACAAAAUUCAACAUUUUCGAAUUCUUCACUCUGCACUUCAGAUGUUGACAGAUAAAGAUUGUGAACACCUUAGCUGUUCAUACAUGUGUGUUCAGAGAAAAAAAAUUCCGUCUUGCAUCUGUUCUGAUGGAUCUCUAGUAAAGCCAGGUCAAAAUUGUUCUGCUUCACACACAGAUACAAUUUUUGAAGAACUGUUAUCGGACAACCACAAAAAUAAUUAUAAUUUGUUAAAAAAUCCUUCUACAUCGUACAAAUGGCUAUGGUGGAUGUUGUUCAUGGUACCUCUUUGGGGUUUAAUAAGCUGGUUAAUCUAUUUCUACAUUGUUACAUUUGUAAAGAGUUACUCAAGUGGAAAUAAAACUAUUCCUGGUGUUGUGCACUUUCACAAUCCCUCUUUUGGACUGAACGAAGAAUCUGAAGAGGCAAGAUCUACUAAUCCUCUUAUCCCAGGAAAUCAUUGUUACGAGAAUCCCAUUAACAAGGAAAAUUCCUGGAACAUCAAGCUCAUUUGUAAUAAUGAGAUGAAAAAUUUGCAAGGGAAAAUAGCAUGGCCCUCAUUGAACAAAGAGGCAAAGAAGAAUGAAACUGGAAAAAUGGCUGAUGACAGCCUAAUCAAUAUGAAUGUUUAGAGAUUAUAUUUUAUUUUGUUAUUUAUUAUAAAAGUUUAAAUGUGAUAUUUAGAAAAUUGGAAAUGAGAAGAAAAUAAAAUGUUUUCACUUGUCAUAUCAAGCUAGUGCUGAACAAACUUUAAACAAUACUAAUUUACAUCAAUAUGAGUUGUAAGCAUAUUACAUGUUAUUUAUUGCUACACUACAUAAAAAUGUAAAUGAAAUAGUUAUGUUCUCAGCAACUAUAACAAUGUGAUAAAAACAGUUUUUUUGAAAAUGCAAUUUUAAAUUGUGAUAUUUUUAUUUUGUUUUUAAACUUUUAUAGAUUGUUACUUCAAUUUUUGUUGUGCUAAUAAAUGCUAAAUACUAAUAA
This is a messenger RNA of Cimex lectularius (bed bug), 6000 nucleotides long. It is a transcript of the gene yl, whose product is annotated as vitellogenin receptor. The coding region runs from base 126 to 5648 and encodes 1840 amino acids. The record is from RefSeq and is a predicted model, not a curated record. NCBI's taxonomy places the organism in Eukaryota, Metazoa, Arthropoda, Insecta, Hemiptera, Cimicidae. The transcript has 32 exons. Gene Ontology annotation, molecular function: calcium ion binding; protein binding.